Messenger RNA from Pseudocercospora fijiensis CIRAD86, 1746 nucleotides. RefSeq lists its product as uncharacterized. Gene Ontology annotation, molecular function: oxidoreductase activity. The transcript is spliced from 3 exons. The record is from RefSeq and is a predicted model, not a curated record. Lineage: Eukaryota; Fungi; Ascomycota; Dothideomycetes; Mycosphaerellales; Mycosphaerellaceae. Bases 1 to 1746 code for a protein of 581 amino acids.
AUGGACCAGAUCUCCUCGCAGAUCUCCAAGUCACAGCCUAUUCGGAUGUGUCUGCCGGCGUUUCCGUUCAAGUCACCAAACACCAGCUCUAAAGUAUUGGGAUAUCUUCCCGAUAAGGCUGAAGAGUUCGCUCUGGCGCAUCUGAAUGGCAUGUGUGCUGCAAUCGCGCACAUAUACAAGCCUGGCGCGUAUCUCAUGAUCAUUUCUGAUGGAUUGGUAUAUAAUGACCUUCUCGGCGUUCCUGACAAGAAUGUCUGGGCUUACGGCGAAGGACUUCGAACCAUCGCUUCCGAACAAGGCUUCAAGCACAUACUAUUUUCCCGACUGAAGGAUCUGUCUAAAGUGAAGAAAAUCCCGGAUGAGAUGGAUGAAGUCAAGUAUGUGGCGAAUGCAACCAACUUCCGACAUGGACUACUCUCGAACUACGGCGAUGAAAACUUCGAUGCUUCAUUGAAGAUUCAAGAGGAUGAGGAUACUUGCCUUACUUACAGAGGCUAUAUCAAGUUUUUGAUGACCGACUUGGAAGACAUCUAUCCUAUCGGUCCAGAGAGGUCGAAGUCGCAAUUCAAGAAGGGCAUCGAAUACAUUGCAAAGCAGAUGCUGUUCCGAGGUGAUGCAUUCGCGAGGGCUGUGCGAGAGACCUUCUCCGACUUUAUCAGAUUGUCGAUCCACCCUUCGUCGCACAUGGAGAACAAGAUCCCCAUUAGCCUAUUGCCAACGGACACAUCUUUCACUACUCCAUGGCACUGCUCGAUAGCGAUCAGCCUCGACGGCACCACCACGACUGGCCACCACGCGCAAUUCGAUGCCGAUGAUCGAUACGAGCUGAUAUACAGAAAUGGUCAUCCCAGCUUCUACCGCGAGAAGACCGACCUCCUCUCCUGGGGCCAAGAAAAGGGCGGCGUCCUCUGCGACCAUCUGUAUCCUGCCGGACUUCUGAUCAGACCAGCUGCCGGUCCUGACGCCCUAUCGAUCGAGGACAUCGAUGGCGCCAAGGUCCGAGCACUAGCCCAAAUCAACUCCCCAGUCAUCAUGCGCGGCUUCGCAAAAACCACAGACCGCGACCUCUUCACCAAAAAGUCCUAUGAUCUCGGAAAACCCACGGGCUGGAAAUUCGGUCUCGUGCUCGAAGUCAAAGACCAAGGCGCCAACACCCGCGGCCUCAACAACGUCCUCUCCGCCGAAUGGAUGCCUUUCCACUACGACGGCCUCUUCAAAACCGAAAAACACGUCCGCGAAGACGGCUCCGAACACCUCAUCUCCACUCCCCCGGGUUUCCAAUUCUUCACUUCCGUCACCACUUCCCCCAAAGACACCGGCUUCACCCUCUUCUCCACCUCCACCAUGGUCUUCCGCUACCUCCCCCCUUCCCUCUCCCUCGAGAGACUCCGCCCCCUCACCUGGAACGUCUCCACCUCCUCCUUCGACGCCACCGUCCUCCGCACCCUCCCCCUCAUCACCACCCACCCCGUCACCGGCAAACCCUGUCUGAGAUUCCAUGAACCCUGGCCUCAGUCCAAAACGGCAUUUCAGCCUACCGAUGUGGAAAUUGAGAAUGUGAGUGAGGAGGAGAAUCGGGAAGUUUUGGGGGCUUUGACGGAGCUUUUGCACGAUCGUAGGGUUUGUUAUUAUCAUGCGUGGGAGAAGGGGGAUCUUUUGGUGAGUGAUAAUGUUUUGGCGCAUCAUACGCGGAGUGAUUUUACGGCGGGGUGUGAGAGGGAGUUGUGGAGGAUUAAUUUUGAUUAA